GGUCAAUCUGUCUAUACUACAUGUAUUACAUAAAAUGUAUAGUAUAUAAUGCAACACACAGUGGACAGGGAAUAGAUUAUUAAAUCGACAGGUGCUCGAGAUCUGUAUUACAUUUAAUAAAUGAUGGACUUGAAAGCAGUUCUGUUGGUGGCAGUGUGCUUUUGUGUGAUGCCAGUCCAAGUGGGAGGGUGGAAAUACAUAUACUACCAGUACUUCAGCCUGCUGACAAAGUACAAGCAUCUGUACGGUGAGCUACAGGAACUGAAGGAUUUAUUAGCUUCCCUCACCAAAGGUGCGAAAGGAGAACCGGGACCAGCCGGAAUAAAUGGGGCCAACGGCGCGCAGGGAGACAAAGGAGACAAAGGGACAGCUGGGUCCCAGGGGGCCAAGGGGGAUCAGGGAAUAAAGGGUCACAAAGGAGAUGUGGGCCCAAAGGGCGAGCCCGGGACUCAAGGUACUGUUAUCAGCAUGGACAGUAUGGGCAAGCAACGUGCCCAGAGGGCAAAGGGAGACCUGGGCUUGAUUGGUAAAAAGGAACAUCAGGGUCCCAGUGGAACUAAAGGUGAACAAUAAGAGGGAUUUGUUGAUUUACACGACCUCCCAUUACCAAAGACCCACUUGAUGAGAACCAGUAAAAUGACCUAGGCUAAUGAUGCCUCUUUGUUCGUCAUACAAACACGGCAUGUUUGUUGUAUUUGCUGUGUUAUUACACUUCAACAAACAGCUUUUACAUAGUCAGACUUUUGCAGACUCUGGAAGUUUAUUAUAUUAUUAUUUAUUAUAAUGGUUUGAUACUUUUGUUGUUAUUUAAUCUUUGUUAUAUCUAAUGUAAAAUUAAAUGCAUUGCAAAUGCAAGAUUCCAAUUUAAACUUUCUUGUUUG
Messenger RNA from Magallana angulata, 881 nucleotides. Its product is annotated as short-chain collagen C4-like. The record is from RefSeq and is a predicted model, not a curated record. The transcript has 3 exons. Bases 121 to 573 code for a protein of 150 amino acids. NCBI's taxonomy places the organism in Eukaryota, Metazoa, Mollusca, Bivalvia, Ostreida, Ostreidae.